AAAAUUGACGUGAGAGGGCACUGGGUUGUCAUUAAACAUGGCGGCCUCCUUGCUAAGCAAGAGGACAGCUUUAUUCCUUGGCGUUAGUAAGUUAAACUCCUUUCUACCGGCUGUAGUCCAGCAGAUCGCGAACUAUAACCCCAGACCCCUCUGGCUGAAUAUUAAGAACCCUUACAUUCCGAAUAAAGAGAGCGAGGAGACGCCCGAGUGGCAAAAGACAGAGAAGUACGAGCGCAAGCUGUUCGGCCGCUAUGGAAGCGCGUCUGGAGUGGAGCCGGCCAAACUCUGGCCCUCUCACGCCCGGCUGGAGGAGCUGAUGGCCGAGGAGAAAGAGUGGCACCCUCCGAUCGAGGUGAUGCUGGAAAACAUCGCGGCCAGAGAGAGGGAGAAGGAGCGGAAGCGGGUGGAGAGAGAGAAGAUAAUCGCUGCAAACAUGGCCAAAAUGCCCAAGAUGAUCGCUGACUGGAAAAAGCAGAAAAGGGAGACAAAACAGAAGCAGCGAGAGGAGAAAACGAGGCGGGACAAACUGCUGGCCGAGGCCAGAGAGCGCUUCGGGUAUGCGCUGGACCCCCGCAGUGCCAAGUUCAAAGAGAUGGUCACCGAAAUAGAGAAAGAGGAGAAGAAGAAGAGAAAACUUCUGAAACGCAGAAAGAGAGAGGAAGAGCAGGGAACAGCGGCAGCAGAAUCCAGCCAGUAACCCUCAGAGAACAAGGACUUUCAGACAGUGCUACUGUACUAUAUUGUAAAAUUGAUUUCUUUGUAUGUGUGUCAUUGUGAUUAUCUCAGAGAUUGUUUGAUUGAAAUAAAAUCAGUCACUGAAACAA
This is a messenger RNA of Cyprinus carpio (common carp), 824 nucleotides long. It is a transcript of the gene gadd45gip1, whose product is annotated as GADD45G interacting protein 1. Gene Ontology annotation, cellular component: nucleus. The record is from RefSeq and is a predicted model, not a curated record. NCBI's taxonomy places the organism in Eukaryota, Metazoa, Chordata, Actinopteri, Cypriniformes, Cyprinidae.